Molecule: messenger RNA, 450 nt
Organism: Lathyrus oleraceus (garden pea)
Lineage: Eukaryota; Viridiplantae; Streptophyta; Magnoliopsida; Fabales; Fabaceae
Exons: 2
Coding region: 1-450 (149 amino acids)
Source: RefSeq, a predicted model, not a curated record
AUGAGGUUGUGUGUUGAUUAUGGACAGUUGAAUAAGGUUACUCUCAAGAACAAGUAUCCUCUUUCUAGGAUUAAUGACCUUAUAGAUCAACUUGUUGUGGUAUUCAUCAACUACAUCUUAGUGUAUUCGAAAUCAGAUGAAAAGUAUGCAGGACAUAUGAAAGUUGAGUUACAGAAUUUGCAAGAGAAUAAAUUAUAUACGAAGUUGUCCAAGAGUGAGUUUUUGUUGCGUGAAGUGAGCUUCCUUGGUUUUGCUGGUUAUUACAGGAGGUUUAUAGAAGGAUUUUUAAGAGUUGGCAGUUAUGGUGUUUGUGUUGAAAGUUUUGAGACAUUAUCUGUUUGGCUCUCGAUUGAGGUGUUCAACGAUCAUAAGAGUUUAAAAUACUUGUUUGAUAAGAAGGAGCUGAAUAUGUGGCAAAAGGAGGUGGCUCGAAUUUCUGAAGGAUUAUGA